AUGUAUACUGCAAGGCGCCAGGCGGAAGAGAAGUGCCGGGCCUUAGCUCCAGGUAAAGUUCCCUGGUCACCAAAAAUGCAGGGAUUCUGGGAUUGUAUGAGCCUGUGGAAGCUUCUGUUGAAAGGCAAGAAGGGUUGCCGUGUGAGUUCGCGCAAAGUUCGCCGGUUGAUGAAGAAGACAGAGUUGCCACAAGCUUGGAGGAAGUCAGAGGGUGAUCUGGAGGACUGCCUGAAGCAAGAACGCUCCUUGUACAAGCAGGCCAAACACACUUACGCAGCUCGAUGGAGGAAAGACUUUUUGACAGUCCAAACCAAGGACGCAAAGAAGCAUCAGUGGAAGUCUCGGAAGGCCCAUGAUAGAUUCUUUCGGUUACGACGAAUGAAGCAAAGAGAGGAGGCGAGACGCCGUCGUCGCGCCCGGAGCAAAGGAUCUACAGGGGGCCUUCAGGCUAUUCAAAUUGAAGAACACUUACCGGAUGGUAUUACAAGUCUCCGGACCAUCACUGACCGCCGCCUUGUAGAAGAUGGGUGCAUGCAAGAAAACGCGGCACGCUAUGAUCAAACACAAGCGCCGUAUACCACUCCACCUAUGGCCAAACCGUUAUAUAGCGAAUUUACCGGUGACAACGCUGAAAUAAAUUCUCUGGCAUUGUUAGAAGGCCGUUACACAUUACCUGAUCUGUUGGACCCAGCUACGGCUUCUUUCUUAUCUCACUGCCGGUUUCACAAAGGGCACUCUCCAGUCCACUUGCAAGUCUCCAAGGACGAUCAC
Molecule: messenger RNA, 771 nt
Organism: Cylindrotheca closterium
Lineage: Eukaryota; Bacillariophyta; Bacillariophyceae; Bacillariales; Bacillariaceae
Source: the annotation of a GenBank genome assembly